Messenger RNA from Tinamus guttatus (white-throated tinamou), 4840 nucleotides. The record is from RefSeq and is a predicted model, not a curated record. Lineage: Eukaryota; Metazoa; Chordata; Aves; Tinamiformes; Tinamidae.
GUCGCUGUUGUUAAAAUGAAGUGUACAGAACGCAUUUAUGCCAUGAAAAUUCUAAAUAAGUGGGAAAUGCUUAAAAGGGCAGAGACAGCUUGUUUCCGAGAAGAGAGAAAUGUUUUGGUGAAUGGAGAUUGCCAGUGGAUUACUACUUUGCACUAUGCCUUUCAAGAUGAGAACUAUUUGUAUCUAGUGAUGGACUACUAUGUUGGCGGUGACUUGCUGACACUUCUCAGUAAGUUUGAAGACAAGCUUCCUGAAGAUAUGGCCAGGUUCUACAUUGGGGAAAUGGUGCUUGCCAUACAUUCCAUACAUGAGCUGCAUUACGUGCACAGAGAUAUAAAGCCUGAUAACGUUCUUUUGGACAUGAAUGGCCACAUACGACUAGCAGACUUUGGAUCCUGUCUGAAAAUGAGUGAAGAUGGCACAGUACAGUCAUCAGUAGCAGUGGGCACUCCUGACUACAUCUCUCCUGAGAUACUGCAAGCAAUGGAAGAUGGAAUGGGCAAAUAUGGGCCUGAAUGUGACUGGUGGUCACUGGGUGUCUGCAUGUAUGAAAUGCUUUAUGGUGAAACACCCUUUUAUGCAGAGUCCCUGGUGGAAACCUAUGGGAAGAUUAUGAAUCACGAAGAGCGAUUUCAGUUUCCAUCCCAUGUUACAGAUGUAUCUGAAGAAGCAAAAGAUCUUAUUCAGCGACUUAUCUGCAGUAGAGAACGUAGACUGGGACAGAAUGGAAUAGAAGAUUUUAAGUCUCAUGCGUUUUUUGAAGGACUUAAUUGGGACAACAUCCGAAACCUAGAAGCACCUUAUAUUCCAGAUGUUAGCAGUCCUUCUGACACAUCAAACUUUGAUGUAGAUGAUGAUGUAUUAAGAAAUCCAGAAGUGGUACCACCAAGUUCUCAUACAGGCUUCUCCGGAUUGCAUUUACCAUUCGUUGGGUUUACAUACACAACUGAUAGUUCUUUAUCUGAUAGAGGCUCCUUAAAGAGUGCAAUGCAGUCAGACACUGUAACCAAAGAUAUGGAUGCACAGCGUGACUUAAAGAACAGUUCACAAAUAGAAGGUUAUGAAAAGAAAAUACGGAAAUUGGAGCAAGAAAAGCAGGAUUUGAGCAGGAAAUUGCAAGAAUCUACACAGACAAUGCAGAACCUGCAAGGUCCAGUAUCUGUUACAGUAAAUGCCAACCGUGAUAAGGAAAUAAAAAAAUUAAAUGAAGAAAUUGAACGGUUGAAGAACAAAUUAACAGAUAUUAGUAAACUGGAAGGACAGCUUGCAGAUGCAGUGGCUUUUCGGCAAGAACAUGAAGACUCCAUACACAAAUUAAAAGGGCUGGAGAAACAGUGCAGAGUACUGCGGCAAGAGAAGGAGGACCUUCACAAGCAACUCGUAGAAGCCUCAGAGAGACUAAAGACCCAAUCCAAAGAACUGAGGGAUGCCCAUCAGCAGAGAAAGCUGGCCGUGCAGGAGUUCUCCGAGCUCAGUGAGAGGGUGGGGGACCUGCGCUCGCAGAAGCAGAAGCUCUCCCGGCAGCUUCGCGACAAAGAGGAGGAGGUCGAGGUCAGCAUGCAGAAAAUCGAUGCCAUGCGACAGGACAUCCGUAAAUCGGAGAAAAUCAGAAAAGAGUUGGAAGCUCAGCUGGAAGAAGUUGCAGCAGAAGCAUCAAAAGAACGCAAACUGCGUGAGCACAGUGAGGUCUUCUCUAAACAGCUGGAGAAUGAACUGGAAGCUCUAAAGUUGAAACAGGGAGGCCGGGCAGCAGGUGUCACACUAGAACAUCAGCAGGAGCUUUCCAAAAUGAAGUCUGAGCUGGAGAAAAAAAUCUUAUUUUAUGAAGAGGAGCUGGUCCGACGAGAAGCAUCACAUGUCUUGGAAGUAAAAAAUGUAAAAAAGGAAGUACAUGAUUCAGAGAGCCAUCAGCUCGCGCUGCAGAAGGAGAUCAUGAUAUUAAAGGAUAAACUAGAGAAAGCAAAGCGAGAGAGGCACAAUGAGAUGGAGGAAGCAGUAGGAACAAUGAAAGAGAAAUAUGAGCGUGAAAGAUCUAUGCUCUUGGAAGAUAACAAAAAGCUAACAACAGAAAAUGAGAGGCUUUGCUCCUUUGUGGAUAAAUUGACAGCACAGAACAGGCAGCUAGAGGAUGAGCUCCAAGACCUAGCAGCAAAGAAGGAAUCUGUUGCUCACUGGGAAGCUCAGAUUGCCGAAAUUAUUCAAUGGGUAAGUGAUGAGAAGGAUGCUCGUGGCUAUCUCCAGGCAUUAGCUUCCAAGAUGACAGAAGAACUAGAAUCAUUAAGAAGUUCCAGUCUGGGAUCAAGAACACUGGAUCCACUUUGGAAAGUACGACGCAGUCAGAAGUUGGAUAUGUCAGCUAGGCUGGAAUUACAAUCUGCCCUUGAUGCAGAAAUUCGUGCCAAACAACUAGUUCAAGAAGAGCUUCGCAAAGUUAAAGAUGCAAACAUAUCUUUUGAAAGUAAAUUAAAGGAAUCAGAAGCAAAAAAUAGGGAACUGUUAGAAGAAAUGGAAGGCUUGAAGAAAAAGCUGGAGGAAAAAUACAGAACUGAUACAGGUCUUAAACUUCCAGACUUCCAAGAUUCCAUUUUUGAAUAUUUCAACACCUCUCCUCUUGCACGUGAUCUGACUUUCAGAGAUUCUGUUUCUUCUUCGUCUACAUCUUCUCUGCUAGCCUUUUGGGAAGAAACCAGUUCUAUUAGCGAGCAAGAAACACAGGGUCCCAAAUCAGAAGUUUCACCAUCUACUUCAGUUAUAACUGCAGAGCAACAACAAGAAGAUCCAAUUCGGCUUCAGAGGAUGCCUGCUGCUCCUUCCCCCACCAUUCAGUCCAUUUCUCUAGCUGUACCAAAGCCUAAAGCUCAUCAGCUCAAUAUCAAGUCAUUUACAAGCCCUACUCAGUGUAGUCACUGCACCUCUCUUAUGGUGGGAUUAGUUCGACAAGGUUAUGCCUGUGACGUGUGUUCAUUUGCAUGCCAUGUUUCCUGCAAGGAUAGUGCACCCCAAGUCUGUCCUAUCCCCCCCGAGCAAGCCAAAAGGCCUCUUGGAGUAGAUGUGCAAAGAGGAAUAGGAACUGCAUACAAAGGUUAUGUCAAGGUUCCAAAGCCUACAGGAGUUAAGAAAGGGUGGCAGAGAGCUUAUGCAGUUGUUUGUGACUGUAAACUCUUCUUAUAUGAUGUGCCUGAAGGAAAAUCUACCCAGCCUGGGGUUGUUGCAAGUCAAGUCUUGGAUCUCAGAGAUGAAGAGUUUUGUGUGAGCUCUGUCCUGGCAUCAGAUGUAAUACAUGCAACUCGUAAAGAUAUCCCUUGUAUAUUCAGGGUGACAGCUUCUCUCUUAGGUUUGCCUUCAAAGUCUUGUUCUCUGCUGAUCCUGACAGAAAAUGAGAAUGAGAAGAGAAAGUGGGUUGGAAUUCUAGAAGGGUUGCAAUCUAUUCUGCACAAAAACAGGCUGAGAAACCAGGUUGUGCAUAUUCCCCAGGAAGCCUAUGACAGUACACUGCCUCUUAUUAAAGCAAGUUUGGCUGCUGCUAUUGUAGAUCGAGAUAGGAUAGCAAUUGGUUCAGAAGAAGGACUGUAUGUGAUAGAGGUGACCCGUGACGUGAUAGUCCGAGCUGCUGACUGUAAGAAGGUGUACCAGAUAGAGCUUGCUCCCAAAGAGAAAAUCAUCAUCCUCCUCUGUGGUCGGAACCACCACGUUCACCUCUACCCCUGGACCUCUCUGGAUGGAUCAGAAGGAAGUUUUGACCUGAAGCUUGCAGAAACUAAAGGCUGCCAGCUGAUCAUAACUGGAACACUGAAGAAAAGUUCUUCAACUUGUUUGUUUGUGGCUAUCAAGCGGCAGGUUUUUUGCUAUGAAAUUCACAGAACUAAACCUUUCCACAAAAAAUUCAGUGAAAUUCAGGCUCCAGGGACUGUACAGUGGAUGACAUUGUUCAAGGACAAGCUUUGUGUUGGCUACCAGUCUGGGUUCUCUCUCUUGAACAUCCAGGGAGAUGGACAAUCUAUAAACCUGGUAAAUCCUAAUGACCCCUCGCUUAUGUUCCUCUCACAGCAGUCUUUUGAUGCCCUUUGUGCAGUGGAGCUCAGUAAUGAGGAAUACCUGCUUUGCUUCAGCCAUAUGGGAAUAUACGUCGAUUCGCAAGGUCGAAGGUCACGCAUGCAGGAGCUAAUGUGGCCUGCAACUCCUGUUGCCUGUAGUUGUAAUUCUUCAUAUGUAACAGUGUACAGCGAGUAUGGGGUUGAUGUAUUUGAUGUUAACACUAUGGAAUGGGUCCAGACUAUUGGCCUGCGAAGGAUCAGGCCAUUAAACAUGGAUGGAACACUAAAUCUCCUUAACUGUGAGCCACCAAGGCUAAUAUAUUUCAAGAACAGGUUUGCAGGAGGUGUCCUCAGCGUACCAGAAACAUCUGACAACAGCAAAAAGGAAAUGCUUAAAGACCCUGAGCUAAGGUCAAAGAUGAUUUCUAACCCAACAAAUUUCAACCACGUGGCUCACAUGGGACCAGGGGAUGGGAUGCAGGUUCUCAUGGACCUCCCACUGAGCGUUUUGCCUGCUGCCCAGGAUGAAAAACCGUGUCCCUCUACGGCUAACCUGUCACGACAGCAGCAGCAGAGAAACAAAACCUAUAUUUCCUGGCCCUCAUCAAGUGGCAGUGAAGGAGCCAUUCCUUCCCGCAGUAUGUCCGAUCCCGACCAGGAGUUUGACAAAGAGCCUGAUUCAGACUCGACCAAACACUCUACUCCAUCCAACAGCUCAAAUCCAAGCGGUCCCCCAAGUCCCAACUCUCCCCAUAGGAAUCAGCUCACGCUGGAUGGCCUGGACCAGUCGACGUGCGACGCGUAGC